AAAAAAUCUAACCCCACUUCAGAUUCCCCCCCACUAAUUAUGUUUUUUUUUUUUUCUUUCAAAUUAAACUUCUCUGCUAAAUUCCAACUUGAAGAUCCCCCCCGGCCUUUAAUCAUUAUAUCUGUAUCCCAAUUCCCCAAUCCCACCCCUUCGGCCCCCAGCUGUUAAAAACUCAAAAAACAUCUCUCAAAAUUCCAUAUCCCAACAAGACCAAAACAGAGGACUCAAGAGUUUAUUGAUGUGGGUCUCUUCUUCGGUUUGGUUAAAUGGAUACCUUGUUUAGGCUAGUCAGUCUUCAAUCCGAUCAAUCUUUCAACUCCAGUAGAACCUCAAGCAGCUCUCGAUCCUCCAGACAAAACCAUCACUACCAACAAGAUCAAGACGAAGAAUGCUUCAACUUUUUCAUGGAUGAAGAAGACUUCUCCUCGUCUUCUUCUAAGCACUACUAUCCCUAUCAACCACCCCACCACCACCACCCUUCCACUACAACAACAACCACCGCCACAAACAUUAGCACCCCGCCCACCGACUUCUCUUUCUCACCCGCCCGUGACUUUAACAUCGAAUUCUCUGGAAAGUGGGCUUCCGAUAUCCUCCUCGAUACCGCACGUGCCAUCGCCGACAAGAACAGCUCCCGCGUCCAACAACUCAUGUGGAUGCUCAAUGAGCUCAGCUCCCCUUAUGGUGACACCGACCAAAAGCUCACCGCCUACUUCCUCCAGGCCUUGUUUAGCCGCAUGACCGACUCUGGCGACCGCUGUUACCGUAGCCUUUCCUCCGCUUCCGACAAAACCUGCUCCUUCGAAUCAACUAGAAAAACCGUCUUGAAAUUCCAGGAGGUUAGCCCGUGGACCACGUUCGGACACGUAGCGUGUAAUGGUGCAAUCAUGGAAGCCUUCGAAGGUGAGCCAAAGCUUCAUAUUAUUGAUUUCAGCAACACGUAUUGUACUCAGUGGCCGACUUUGCUCGAAGCCCUAGCCACCCGCACCGACGAAACCCCACACCUCCGCCUCACCACCGUCAUGGCAACCAAGUCCGGCGCCGCAGCCGCCGUGCAAAAGCUAAUGAAAGAGAUCGGGAGCAGAAUGGAGAAGUUCGCUAGGCUCAUGGGCGUGCCUUUCAAAUUCAAUGUCAUCCACCAUGGCGGCGAUCUUUCUGAGCUAAACCUCGAUGACUUAGACCUCAAAGACGACGAAGCGCUUGCUAUCAACACCGUCGGAUCGCUGCAUUCAAUCACAGCCGUCGGUGACCGCCGCGAUUAUCUGAUAUCGGCUUUCCAGAGAUUGCAGCCGAGGAUAAUCACCGUCGUUGAAGAAGAAGCUGAUCUUGACGUUGGGGUUGAUGGGCUGGAGUUCGUUAAAGGUUUUGAAGAGUGCUUGAGAUGGUUUAGGGUUUACUUCGAGGCUUUGGACGAGAGCUUUUCUCGGACCAGCAACGAGCGGUUGAUGCUCGAGCGCGCGGCUGGGCGCGCCAUCUUGGACCUCGUGGCUUGCGCGCCGUCGGAUUCCGUCGAGCGGCGCGAGUCUGCGGCUCGCUGGUCUCACCGCUUGCUUGUUUCCGGGUUCACCCCGGUCUCGUUCAGUGACGAGGUGUGUGAUGAUGUGCGCGCUUUGUUAAGAAGGUACAAGGAGGGUUGGUCAAUGACACAGUGCUCGGACGUCGCCGGAAUAUUCUUGUCGUGGAAGGAUCAGCCGGUGGUGUGGACAAGUGCAUGGAGGCCUUGACUGCGGCGCGCGCCGGGGUUUCACGCGCUUGGGAUUGAUCCGCACGUGUAAUAAUUACUUGUUUUUUCCUUUUCUUUUUCUUUUUCUUUUUCUUUUUCUUUUCUUUUUUGGUGCGUGCAUGGGAUGGAAUGUGUGGGUGUGUUUUGGAGGAGAGAAAGGAGAGAGAGGGAAGGGAUUUGCUUGAAUAUUUGAAUAGGAAUGAAGUAAAUUUAUCUUCAUUACUCUUGUUUUAAUUACUACAUUGUGAUUAUUUCUCCUUUUGUGGGGAAAAAAAAAAAAGGUUAUGGUUUUGGUUA
This is a messenger RNA of Corylus avellana, 2020 nucleotides long. It is a transcript of the gene SHR, whose product is annotated as GRAS family transcription factor. The record is from RefSeq and is a predicted model, not a curated record. NCBI's taxonomy places the organism in Eukaryota, Viridiplantae, Streptophyta, Magnoliopsida, Fagales, Betulaceae.